GUCCAAUGAUAGCACACAAAGUGAAAGUCAAGUGCAUGAACAAAUAUUAGCAAAAUAUCAUGCGACUAACGCAAUCACAGUAAAAAAAAUUAUGAUUUUCAUUUAAAUCGGCCUUAAAUCGUGCAAUACCAAAAAAUUUAUAGUGCUAUUUAGUUAGCAUUCUACUAUAGCCGCAGGGAGCAUUUACAUUGAGCACGUGAAUUGAAAUUAUCUAUCAAAAAAUGUUUGCAUUGAAGAAUCUCCGAAUAUUUUUCCCAGUGAACUCGAUUGCACCACGUUUGAUAUCCGCAUCGGCUUGUAAAUUGCAGAAUGUUCAAUCAAAAGUCGUUUCUUCAAAAGAGGUGGAGAUCGAUGUGCCGUGGGGUCAUGUCGCUGGCAAAUGGUAUGGAUCGGAGAAUAUACGGCCAAUAGUGAUGAUACAUGGUUGGCAGGAUAACGCUGGUGUAUUCGAUACACUCAUUCCACUUUUACCAUCGGAUCUCUCUUACUUGGCGAUUGAUUUACCGGGACAUGGACGAUCAUCACAUCUCCCAAAAGGAUGUUACUAUCAUGUCGUUGACUAUGUUCAGCUUGUGGAUAAGAUUCGAAAACACUACAAAUGGGACCAAAUAUCAUUAAUAGCUCAUUCAAUGGGGGCAAUUAUUUCAUUUAUUUACGCCUCCGUCUUUUCAGCAAACACAAAUCUAGUGUGUGCUUUGGAUAGUCUGAAAAUACAAACCUUCAAUGCGACGACAACACAACAAACAUUUUCAUGGCGCAAUUUAAAACAAAGCGCAAUUAAUGAGGAUUUUACACGAACACCACCGGUGUACACUUACGAUAAAUUGGUUCAGAAAAUUCAUGAGGGGUCAUACAAAUCGAUCGAUUUGGAUAAAGUGGAAUAUUUGAUUGAACGUGGCACAAAACUAUCAGAAAAUGAUCCCAACAAAUUCUAUUUUACCAGAGAUAUUCGUGUAAAAUUCAUGCAAAAGCUAUUUUGUUCGCAAAGCGUCGGUUUGGAAUUCGUAAAGCAAGUGCAAAGUCCGUUCUUGUUUGUCAGAGGUGAUGAUCGUCACUUUGCCGAACCCGAGGAAAAUACCAACGAAGGAGUUGAAGUUUUUAGAAAACACAAUCCACAAUUUGAAAUGGUUAAAGUCCAUGGGACACAUCAUUUACAUCUGAAUGAACCGGAAUUGAUUGCAGGGAAUUUAAGCGAAUUUCUUAAGAAAUAUCACAGUCAAUGAUUGUUUAUUUAUGUGAUGAUAAUCAACUCAGUAAAUAGCUUAGAAAGCAAUACCUACUAGAAAAUGUAUAUUUUUGUACACAUUUUUUCGUGUGAAUUUUUCUACUAAAUAGCCUGUCUAUCUUGGACAUUUUGACCGUCUAUUAAAAACGGUUUUCUUGAACAAAAAAGUCGACUGUAGUUGGCUUUAGUCAUUGUCGUCUGAUAGUUACUCUUCAGUCAAAAUGUUCAAAAUUAAGCGACUGAUUGUGUGGUGACUAAAGCCGAAUAUUUUUCAAACGAAAUUUUAAAUUUUGUAAUUAUCUGUGAAUUGAAUCACAUCCAAUCGAUUCAAGCAGUCGGUCAGUCAGACAAAGAAAUUUCACACAUCUCCUGAUAGGUGAGAUUUAGUUUGUAUAUAGGCAUAUAUUCAACUUUUUCUUCGUUAAAAUUUAUCACCAACCACAAUAUGUUAAUAAGUGCCAAAAAAAUAUAUACUUAAAAUUGGCAUAGAAGCUUCUAAAACACAAAUAAUGUAUUAUGAAACUAAUUGAGCUCAAAUAGUUGUUGAUUCCCUUUAAUUUAUCGAUUUAAUAGUUAUAAUAACAAGAUAUGCGUCUUUUAAAAUUGCUGUGAAGGUCACAGUUUGAACAUUGUGUCCAUUCUAUGAAUUUUUAUUUUAUUCAAUUAGAGACAAAUGCUUAAUAUUUUUCUAUUUUAUACAAAUGAAUUUAUUCAAAUGGCUAAUAAAGAAUUGAGGCUAAAUAUUGAUAAUUAUAAUUAUUUAUGGCAUAAUUUGAAAUGUAAAUCAUUUCGCAUGUAAAAAAUUGAGAUUCUCUAAAAAUUUCGAGCUAAAAAUAGAGAAUAAUUUAAAAUAUUGUAUUCGACAAAAUUACAGUCAAAUUUGUUAUUGAAUAAAUUUAAUACGAUUUUUUGGGAUCAAA
This is a messenger RNA of Sitodiplosis mosellana (orange wheat blossom midge), 2145 nucleotides long. RefSeq names its product probable serine hydrolase. Lineage: Eukaryota; Metazoa; Arthropoda; Insecta; Diptera; Cecidomyiidae. The transcript is spliced from 2 exons. Bases 222 to 1223 code for a protein of 333 amino acids. The record is from RefSeq and is a predicted model, not a curated record.